Molecule: messenger RNA, 1794 nt
Organism: Filobasidium floriforme
Lineage: Eukaryota; Fungi; Basidiomycota; Tremellomycetes; Filobasidiales; Filobasidiaceae
Product: Endonuclease/exonuclease/phosphatase
Exons: 5
Coding region: 34-1641 (535 amino acids)
Molecular function (GO): poly(A)-specific ribonuclease activity
Source: RefSeq, a predicted model, not a curated record
CACACACGUUACCAACACCUAAUCAUCGCAGGCAUGUCAAAGACCUACACCCCAACCCCGGAAGAUAUCGCCAAACGCGAAGCCCGCAAGGCAGAAAAGGCGGCUAAAAAGGCUCAAGUGGAAGCCAAUGGAGGUGUCCCACCACCUAACCCUAACGCGCCCAAGAUCUUGAAAAGAGAAUGGGUGGAUGUCGCCGAUGCCAAGGGAGAAGAAGAGGGGAAGAAGGAAGUGAGGAGGGUGACGGUGGCUACGUGGAACAUGCUCGCUCAGACGUUAGUCCGUAGAGACCUCUUUCCCGGCUCGGAUUGCCUGAAAUUCAAGGAUCGUUCGGACAUGCUCUCGGAAGAGCUGUUGGCCUACCCCGCGGAUAUCAUAUGUUUGCAGGAAGAGGACCGCCUGACAUCGAUCCCAUUUCCGCUAGUUACCCCGACCGCGACCAACUUCCCCAACCCGACCACCGAAUCCAUCAACGAAAAAUCCAACUCGGAACCUUCAUCCUCGACCUCAACCAAACCAAAGUAUAGCGCCAUCCAAGCUCGAGGUCCAAAGAAGAAACACGGCCUAGCCAUUGUGUAUGACAAUCGAAAGCUCAAGGUGGUCGAUCAGGGGGAGAGAGUCGUCAGGUAUGAUGAAGAGUUCAUCAGCAAAAGAUCCGAGGGCGACCAAGAUCAAGAGGAGUCUUUGGAUCAAGAAAGGAGGAGGAGGGGAGGAACGAGACAGACAAAGAAUAUCGGUUUGGUCGUAGGGUUGGAGUUUAGGGAUCGGCCUGGGAAGGGGGUUAUCGUCGGUACGACUCAUCUGUUCUGGCACCCGCAAUACGCCUACGAACGGACCCGCCAAGCCCUUCUCCUUCUCCGCACUCUCCUCUCCUACCGCGUCUCUCUCAGCACCGGCGUCGACGGAGAAUGCGACUGGCCGAUCAUCGUAGCAGGAGACUUCAAUACACAGCCGAAAGAAGCGGUCUACCACCUCUUGACCCAUCCGACUAUCGAUCUUGGGGCAAGGGAGAAGGAGGAAGUGGCGUUCAGCCGGGCUGUACACGAUAGUCUGGCAAAGGUUGAGCAAGGGAUCUUGGAAGAUCGGAAGAAGAAAGAUGAAGCGAACGGAACCGAGAGCAAGCCUGAAGGUCAAGGUGAGGAUGGCGAUGGGGAAGGCGAAGCCGAGGACGAAGACGACGAAAAGGAAGAACCCGCCAGUAAAGACCAACCCAUCCCCACCGAUCGCCCGAAAGGCACCCGACAUUCGGACCCCUCGGACGGUCUACUCGUCGCAGAGGAGCUGCAAACCAUGGCCAAGGAGCUUUUGGGUAACAAAGGCCUGAGGAGCGCUUAUGCGGAUAGCAAUUGGCUCGGUGCAGGCGAACAGGGGGAGAAGAGAAAGGGUCUGACUUUUGCUGGACGCGGCGGGGAGGCAGAGUUUGGAGACAACGAGCCGGCUUGGACGUCGUUUACCCCUCUCUGGCGUCUGACACUGGACUACCUGUUCGACUUUCCGCCACCUACAGCAUCUGCGCCAAUGAUCCGACCCCGUCGUUUGCUUCUCCCGCACAAGACGGAAGACCUCGAGCCGGGUUUACCGAGAAAGGGGGUAUGCGCUUCGGAUCAUACGUUGUUGGGCGUCGAGUAUGCCUUUUACGAGUAGUAUAUAUGAAGGGGUUCUGGUAGAUGCAUAGAUGCAUGGUAUUGGUUGUGUCAGCCGUUUAGCUGGAGCAACGAUGACGAUCAAGUGUUCCAGGUCCUCUGGAGAUGCAGAACGUUCUUUGUGAAUCCUUGCUGCUACACAAACAAGCGCUGA